This is a messenger RNA of Fopius arisanus, 276 nucleotides long. RefSeq names its product matrix metalloproteinase-17-like. The annotation marks the transcript as partial. NCBI's taxonomy places the organism in Eukaryota, Metazoa, Arthropoda, Insecta, Hymenoptera, Braconidae. Gene Ontology annotation, biological process: collagen catabolic process; extracellular matrix organization. The record is from RefSeq and is a predicted model, not a curated record. The transcript is spliced from 2 exons. Gene Ontology annotation, molecular function: metalloendopeptidase activity.
CAAAAUUAUCUCAUGCGGUUUGGGUACCUGCCGCAGAGCGAUCUGGAAACCGGAAACCUGAGGACAGACGAUCAGCUGCGGGACGCGAUAAGAAAUCUCCAGAGUAACGGUGGAAUACCUGUGACUGGUGAGAUAGACGAGGCGACGAAGAAACUAAUGAGAUCACGUAGAUGCGGUUUAUCGGACAUGCCAGAUCCCCGAUAUCGCAGAUCAAGACACAGAAGAUUCACAAUUCACGGACAACCGUGGCCGUACAAAAAUCUCACCUGGAGGUGA